AUGUCCUAUCCAGGCUAUCCCCCCACGGGCUACCCGCCUUUCCCUGGAUAUCCCCCUGCGGGCCAGGAGUCCUCGUUCCCCGCUCCCGGGCAGUACCCUUAUCCCAGCGGCUUUCCGCCCAUGGGAGGGGGAGCCUACCCGGCCGCGCCUGGCGGGGGCUACCCCGGAGCCGGCGGCUACCCCGCGCCCGGCGGCUACCCGGCCCCCGGCGGCUACGCUGGCGCCCCGCAGCCUGGAGGGCCCCCGUCCUACCCAGCAGUUCCGCCAGGCCAAGGAUUUGGAGCGCCCCCCGGGGGAGCAGGCUACCCUGGCUACGGUCAGCCUUUUGGAGGCGUCCCGGCACAGGGCCCGCUGCCCGGUGGCUUUCCCGGAGGACAGGUGCCUUCUCAGUAUCCCGGAGGACAAGCGCCUUACUCUUCCCAGCCCGCCGCCAUGACUCAGGGAACUCAAGGAACCAUUCGGCCAGCUGCCAACUUCGAUGCCAUGAGAGAUGCGGAAAUUCUUCGUAAAGCAAUGAAGGGUUUUGGGACAGACGAGCAGGCAAUUGUGGAUGUCGUGUCCACCCGUUCCAAUGAUCAAAGGCAAAAGAUCAAAGCGGCUUUUAAGACCAUGUACGGAAAGGAUUUAAUCAAAGAUCUCAAAUCAGAGUUAAGUGGAAAUAUGGAAGAACUGAUCCUUGCCCUGUUCAUGCCAACUACAUAUUAUGAUGCCUGGAGUUUACGGAAUGCAAUGAAGGGAGCAGGAACUCAGGAACGUGUACUGAUUGAAAUUUUGUGCACAAGAAGUAAUCGGGAAAUCCAAGAUAUUGUCAGGUGUUAUCAGUCGGAAUUUGGGCGAGACCUUGAGAAGGACAUUAGGUCGGAUACGUCGGGGCAUUUUGAGCGUUUGCUUGUGUCCAUGUGCCAGGGGAACCGGGAUGAGAACCAGAACGUUAACCACCAGAUGGCUCAGGAGGAUGCUCAGCGUCUCUAUCAGGCUGGCGAGGGGAAGCUGGGCACAGAUGAGUCUUGCUUCAACAUGAUUCUCGCCACAAGAAGCUUUCCUCAGCUGAGAGCUACCAUGGAAGCUUAUUCCAGGGUGGCUAAUCGAGACUUGUUAAGCAGUGUCGGUCGCGAGUUCUCCGGAAAUGUUGAAAGCGGUCUGAAGGCCAUCUUGCAGUGCGCCCUCAACCGCCAGGCCUUCUUCGCUGAGAGGCUCUACUGCUCCAUGAAGGGCGCCGGCACGGACGACUCCACGCUGGUCCGGAUCGUGGUCACGCGCAGCGAGAUUGAUCUCGUACAAAUAAAACAGAUGUUCAGUCAGAUGUAUCAGAAGACCCUGGGCACCAUGAUCGCAAGUGACACGAGCGGAGAUUACCGGAGGCUGCUGCUAGCCAUUGUGGGCCAGUAG
Molecule: messenger RNA, 1389 nt
Organism: Pipistrellus nathusii (Nathusius's pipistrelle)
Lineage: Eukaryota; Metazoa; Chordata; Mammalia; Chiroptera; Vespertilionidae
Source: the annotation of a GenBank genome assembly